AUGGUUCCCUAUACGUUUAGAGUCUAUUCUCAGAGCAUUUUGCCUCCAAACCACAUUGUUCCUGAUGAGUAUACUAACAAGCGCCACUCGCCAGCAUUCGAACGCAACUUGACCGUUGAGCAAUUCAUCCGCCAAUGGUACCUUCGCGCUCGUAUGUCUCAGGAUCGACUUGGUAUCAAGCAUCCGUAUCCCCCAAUUGCUUCUGAGGCUAUGAACGUGCAAAACUGGCAGAGACCAACCAAGAUCUCCCGUCCGGAUGAUCACAAAGGACGCUAUUUUGAUAUCCAAAACAUUCCAUGGUCUUCGAAGUUGAACGUGGACAGAGCUGCUGCUCGUAGCUUACGGGACCAGUGGUAUACUUCUUACCAUAAUUUACGAUUUCAGCCCCAUGGUUAUGCCAUCACUCCGCGCAACACUGAGAAUUAUUUCAAAGCCAAGAACAUGUAUACCAAGUUCAAAGCCACAAUGGCUCAUUUUCAGCUCCGCAACCUCAUGUCUGUGAGAGCAUCCAACGUUGUGCAAUAUGUCUAUCGUAACAAGGUCUACUCUGUCACUCCGUUCUACGAUGUGCAAGACACUAUCCUUGAGCUUACCGAGUCGGUUUCUUCUAACCCUGUGGCUGAGCCUCUGAAAAUAUCUACCAUGAAGGCCAAACAUGGUGUGACUGUUGUCGGUGGUUUCAGUGGUGAAUACUCUUACAAGGGUGAAAUCCACGGCUACGACAAGGUUGAAGGUCGUAUUACGAAGCAUCUCAACGGCAUAACCAACCACAUUGACAUUGUUCAGCAUCGCACCAGCCACACUCCACAGGCCAUCAUUGCCUCUAACGAUAACUCCAUCCGCAUUCUCGACUGCGAGACAAACAAGUUCAUUGCAACCCACCGCUUUGCUCGCGCUAUCAACUGCACGGAUACCUCUCCAGAUGGUCGUCUUCGUGUAAUUGUUGGCGAUUCUGCUGAUUCCUGGGUUGUUGACAGUGAGACCGGAAAACCCGUUCAGCCUCUUGCCGGCCAUCGUGACUAUGGAUUUGCAUGCGCCUGGUCCCCCGAUAUGCUGCAUAUAGCCACCAGCAACCAGGACAAGACUGUCAACAUCUGGGAUGCCCGUAUGUGGAGAAUCCUCCAGACUCUUGACUCGGACGUUGCAGGCUACCGUUCCCUCCGUUUCUCCCCUGUUGGCGGUGGCCCGCGAACUCUGCUCAUGUGUGAGCCUGCAGACCGCUUCGUCAUCGUUAACGCUCAAAACUACCAGACCCGUCAAGUUCACGAGUUCUUUGGUGAAAUUGGAGGAGCAGACUUCACCCCUGACGGCGGCCGCAUUUGGCUCUCCAACAUGGAUUCUCGCUUCGGAGGUCUCAUGGAGUUCGACCGCAUUCAAUGGGGCCAGGAAUUCGGCAUUGGCCAUACUAGACGCGCCAAGAUCGAAGCCCGUGGUGAUGUCUACUAUCCAGACCUGCCUAAUGAAUGGCUCCCUGAAGCCGAAUUGGACGAUGAUCCACGCUGCGUCUUGAGUGCUAGCGAGCGUAGGAUCCGAUACUUGAGACUCAUGAGCGAUGCUGAGUUCUCAAGAUUCAAUAUUUAUUUGGGAUAA
Messenger RNA from Trichophyton benhamiae CBS 112371, 1590 nucleotides. RefSeq lists its product as uncharacterized. NCBI's taxonomy places the organism in Eukaryota, Fungi, Ascomycota, Eurotiomycetes, Onygenales, Arthrodermataceae. Gene Ontology annotation, molecular function: protein binding. The record is from RefSeq and is a predicted model, not a curated record. The transcript is spliced from 2 exons. The coding region runs from base 1 to 1590 and encodes 529 amino acids.